ACCGGAGCGCCAGAAGCAGCAUUGCGAGCAGGUGUCUGCAGCGGCAGCAUCAUAGCCAGUAGUAGUGGUGGGAAGGGAGCAGAGAGAGCCGGCUGCAUAGGCUUGUGUGGACGGCUUUUUCAUAAGCCUUGUUAUAAAUCCACUACCCGCUCCACCUCCCCUUUUCCCAAACCCCACUCCCCUUUAUAGUUUUUUGCCCCUUAUUUUAUACAAGCGACCUCCCUACCCUAUAUUUCUCUCCCCCUCCCCAUCUUUUUUUUUUUUUUUUUUUUAAAGUGCAGCGGGUCUUAGAGGAUGCAGCAGAUUUUCUCUGCAGUCACCAAUUCAAACAAGGGAGAUCACAGUAAAGCAGGAAUAUUCAUAAUAAAAAGCGGGGCACACUGACACACACUGGCUUUGUAACGCUUUAAUAUAUAUAUCCCAGUUUCUUUGUUUGCAUCCUCUUAGUUUAGAUUAGCAGCAGCGAGCAUAUAGCUGCUCUCUUGCAGGGCUUUUUUUUUUUUCUACAUGAUUUUAUUUUGAUAUUCAUCUUGUAUUAUUUAAGAGGUCGCAGUCAUUUUGUGGGUUUAUAUUACAGCUGUGGGCAGGUUAGCCUUUUGCUACAAAUAUAUAUAUAUAUAUUUAUGUAUAUAUAAAUAUAUAGGCGAGACGUGCAUUUGAAGUCCGCUUUACAUCCAUAUUGAGAAGGACCGCAUCCUUUAGAAACUGACAACUAAAGACGGCAACUCCAAACUAACAUGGCAGUGAGACUGUGUGAUGUGGCUUCUCUGCUUAGAAGUGGUUCGUGGGCAGCAGAGCCUUGGACUGGGCAGGUAAUUGCUGCCAUGGAAACACAGCUGUCCAAUGGUCCCACAUGCAAUAACACAGGCAAUUGUCCAAACACUAUAAACAACUGCUCAUCACCAGUGGACUCCAGCAAUACAGAGGACAGCAAGACCAAUUUAAUAGUAAACUACCUUCCCCAGAACAUGACACAGGAGGAAUUGAAGAGCUUGUUUGGGAGCAUUGGAGAAAUAGAGUCCUGUAAGCUAGUGCGGGACAAGAUCACUGGACAAAGCUUGGGUUAUGGUUUUGUGAACUACAUUGAUCCCAAGGACGCCGAGAAGGCCAUCAAUACCCUGAAUGGAUUAAGACUUCAGACCAAAACCAUUAAAGUGUCCUAUGCUCGCCCAAGUUCAGCUUCCAUUAGGGAUGCAAACCUGUAUGUUAGUGGACUUCCAAAAACCAUGACCCAGAAAGAGCUUGAACAGCUGUUUUCGCAGUACGGCCGGAUCAUUACAUCACGCAUUCUAGUUGACCAAGUAACUGGUGUAUCAAGGGGAGUUGGCUUUAUCCGGUUUGACAAGAGGAUUGAGGCUGAAGAAGCAAUCAAAGGCUUAAAUGGACAGAAACCUCCAGGAGCAACAGAGCCUAUAACUGUCAAAUUUGCAAACAAUCCAAGCCAAAAAGUGAACCACACUAUUCUUUCCCAGUUGUACCAGUCCCCAAACCGGAGAUACCCAGGACCACUUGCUCAACAAGCUCAACGUUUUAGGCAGAAUUCAAAUGCCAUGGUGCAUGUAUCCAAGACAUCCCUCCAUAGCGAGUUGGACAAUCUGCUCAAUAUGGCUUAUGGAGGAAUAAAGAGUAGGUUCUCGCCAGUGACUAUCGAUGGCAUGACUAGUUUGGCUGGAAUAAACUUUCCUGGACAUGCUGGCACUGGAUGGUGCAUAUUUGUGUACAACUUGGCACCCGACGCAGAUGAAAGCAUCCUGUGGCAGAUGUUUGGCCCCUUUGGAGCUGUCACUAAUGUUAAAGUCAUCCGUGACUUCAACACAAACAAGUGCAAAGGCUUUGGGUUUGUAACGAUGACUAACUAUGAUGAGGCAGCAAUGGCUAUUGCUAGUCUUAACGGGUAUCGUCUUGGUGACAGAGUACUGCAGGUGUCUUUCAAAACGAGCAAAACGCACAAAGUUUAAAUUAACCUCACUUCUGUUAACACAUACAAGCAUCAAACGCAAGUUGAUAAAUUUUAUACUUGAUCAAUUUGUUCUUAGAAGCAGUGUGGGAGCUUGACAUAAUUAGAAAAUGGUCUAGUAACCUUAUAACUUGUGAGAUUUUGUUAUUAGUCUUUGAAUUUAUUAUCUUUUAUGUUUAAAUAUGGACGCUAGACAACAGGGUUUUUACCUGUCUCAUUGCAUUCUACCGCCUUCUGUAAAUGGGGCCUUUUACUAUUUCUGCAAUGAGAAGAAAGUUAUUUUUUGUUUUUACAUUAUUGCCUUUGAUCCUGUGCAAUUGUAAAAAAUUUAAAAAAAAAAGAAUAGCAACUCGUUUUUCAGUGGGAUUUUUUCUGUACUACGUAACUUUAGUGCUAUGAAGCAGUUUAUCAAAAGUUGUUUUUGAGAUAUAUACUUUAAUUUAUAAAAUGUAAACCUAUUUAUGUUAUAACUGUUAUUUUUUAUGUUGUAUCUGUUUGGGUUUAGGGGCAGGGGUGGCCUCAGUUAUAGAACCUAUUGUAAGAUUGCUGAAGAAUUUUCAUAAAGUAGUACAGUACCUUGCCAAAGAGAUGAUAACCUCUUUGAUAUGGGUUUCAAAUGAGAAAAAGCAUCUAUUUUUAUAAAAAACUAAAAUAAAAAAAUUUGAACAAACUUUUUACUGGUCCUGGAACAAACUAUUUUGACUUGAAUACUUUGCAAAAUCUACUUCAUAUGAAAACCCUGUGAGCUUUUAAAACUUUCCAGGAUAUUUGUGUGAUAUUUUUGGAGAGGGAUACUGUAAAGCUGGGAGGGAAUGAAAGUGACUCAUAAGGGAUGUGCUUUUUGUUUUAAAUUACUUGAGGUUUUCUUUAGCAUUUUGUAUUAAGGGUCAAAUUUAAUGAGACUGGUUGGUAUAUUGUUACUGAUCAGUUUGGUCAUCUUGGUGAUCUGCAAUUGCUCACAGUUUGUAAUUUUGAGACAAAUGUGACAAAAAAAAUCAAAGUAUAAAUGAGCUGGCAAGAAAAAUGUAAUUGCCAAAAGAUUUUGGGGGGAAAUAAAUCUGUUCUUCCUAAAGCAUUCCCUUCAGAAAGGAGCUCAUGGUGUUUAGUGAUGUACUUUGUCUUGUUUGAAUACCUUUUCUUUUUCUUUUUUAUAUAUAUAUAUAUAUAUAUAUAUGUAUAUAUAUAAUUUUGUGUAUUGAAUAGCUUCACAUACAGUGGCAUUACCAACCUGCAAAGUGGAACAAUGAUUUUGUCUGUUAAAUGUUGUUCUGUUUAAAGCUAGCACCUGAGCUUUUGUGUAAUGUUUGACCCUAUAAUCAUUUAAAAACAGAAGAAAAAAAACACCUAGCUUAGAUGGGGUCUGCAGCUUGCUGGUAGACUUUUUUAUUUUUUAUAUUAUUUUUUUUCCCCUUUGCUGCUAGGAUUCUGUUGACUAUGCCAUUUGAAUGGCUUACUUUAGGUUUAUCAAACCUUUUUCCUAGAAGUGGUGUUAAGCACACUUUUUUUUUGUAUAUGUAAUCAUUGUUACUUGAAUUACAUAUUAUGUUGGUCCUGAGAACUUGAAAUAUAUUUGUGUUGCUUAUUUUGUCUGUUAAUAUUAACUUACAAGGUUUAUUGUGAUAGGUUUUUGGGCUUUUUCUUUAGAGUUUGUUGGAGAAACUAAAGAGUAAUUUAUUUUUUUUGUAUAUGCUAUUUAAAAUCAAAUUUAAAUCCACUAAUCACUUAGAAAGAUAAUCAUAUGGUUAACCACGUGUAAAUGAACAAAACAAAUAUAUAUUUAUCUCUCUAAAAGUAAAGGAGUUGGUGCCUUCUACAGGUAUCAUGACAAGAUUACAGUUUUGUUUUUGCUUUGUACAGAUUUAAAUGCUUCCUCUUAGGCAAAGCAAUGUGUGAUAUGCAUUACAUAUCUGUAUAUGAUCUUGCAGUUGCUAUUUUAUUUAAUUUGUCUAACAGUUUUAUUUUAUAAUGGUUGCUCAGUACAUAUACUGUGAAAAUAGCAUGUCAAAGGGUUAAGGCAAAUUUUCAUGCUCCUUUUUUCACAAGUUGUAAACUUAAUUCUCCUUUUUGGCAAACCUCUAAACAGUGGGGUGUUUUUUGUUUUUUCAUUUAUUUGUUUUUUGUUUAAUUUGUGUUAGGACACCCUUAUUUAUGAAAUGUUUAUAUGCAAAUAUAUAAAUAUGUAAUGUUUUGCAGUCAUUGUGAAAAGAGCAUAAAAAUUGUACCUCACUUUGCGGCAUUUCUUGGAGCACUUGAUGUGUGAGGCUGGUGUUUAUUUAAAGUUGUACUGUAUGCCUUGAUUAGCACCUCUGUUAAAAUAUAUAUUCUGUUGAGUAUUUAACAAGCUGUAUGUUUUUGAUUUAUUAUUUUGUGUUUGAAUCCUUUGUAUUUUUUCCAUGUUUAGUACAUCAAUAAACAAAGUUGAAGGGAAAAAUGAA
Messenger RNA from Pseudophryne corroboree (corroboree frog), 4392 nucleotides. RefSeq names its product ELAV like RNA binding protein 2 (gene ELAVL2). Gene Ontology annotation, molecular function: RNA binding. The transcript is spliced from 9 exons. Gene Ontology annotation, cellular component: ribonucleoprotein complex. The coding region runs from base 738 to 1958 and encodes 406 amino acids. NCBI's taxonomy places the organism in Eukaryota, Metazoa, Chordata, Amphibia, Anura, Myobatrachidae. The record is from RefSeq and is a predicted model, not a curated record.